Molecule: messenger RNA, 1184 nt
Organism: Colletotrichum destructivum
Lineage: Eukaryota; Fungi; Ascomycota; Sordariomycetes; Glomerellales; Glomerellaceae
Exons: 1
Coding region: 325-978 (217 amino acids)
Source: RefSeq, a predicted model, not a curated record
CUCCGCCACGCCCUGCACGUCCCAGUCCACGGCCUACGGCCCAACUGUGACAAAUUCCGAUCUACGGAGCCGAUGAGUUGCGGACGAGCGUCGGUGUUGUCAGUGGCCAGCUUCACUACCUACAGUUGUGUGUGCUCCCAGGAUGCACAUCGGAAUCUGUCAUCGGCUGCAGCCCUGAGGACUUACAGCUCUUUCUAUUCGUACGCUAUACCACCCACGUAAGCCCUUCGAGUAUCCGUGUAUACUCCCCCACCCUCCCGGGAUGUACCAUUUACCUACGCAGCAAUUGAUCAAUUAUGGCAGUGUUCCAUCCUCCUGUUCGGCAUGCGUGUGUUCACGUACCGCGUUACAAACCUAUCAUGGCACCUGGAUAGGAACGUCACUCGGAAUAAGGUACGAGUCGAUAAGAACCCGAUACGUCAAUUCCGCCGGGCCCUGGUCCCCGUCUGUUCUGGCCAACAUCCACUGAACCCAAUCCUAGAGGAGCCUCAGUCAAAAAGUUGCAGGGCCUCGUCGGCGAUCCGUCCGUCUUGCAGCUUUCAGAUCUGCUACAAUGCGGUAACGGCCACAACCAUGCAUCGCCCUGAUGGGUAUUGCCCCCCCUUGCAAAUCAACAAGGCGCGUUGUGCUCUCCACGACGGGUUCCCCGCUUGUGUGUUUCGCUUCAUCGCGGAGGGGGGGAGGGACGACACGCCCAAGAAGCUGCGAGAUUGGUCGGCGCGACACCAUCACGAGACAACCUCAUACUCCCGAGAGCCCAGCGGGCAACUGAACCGCCAAAUCGGGGCAGAGCCGAGGAGCGCGGGAACGGGCACCCUGCCAUCAUACCCCCUUGCUGCGUUGUCGACAUUGUCAUCGUUCCAGUCAUCCCCGUUGUCCUCGACGCCGUUUGGGUUGCUAGAAACAGAAGUAGGGUACCUCUUGAACCACAAGUCCCUUUCAAUCUUGUCCGGUGUCACAAACGGCUCCAUAUUUUAGACGCUUUCCUGCUCUUCGGCACUCUAUUUUGGGGGGGGGGUAAAUAGAAAAGCAUGAACUUUUCUCCAACAUGAGUCGGGACCAAGGAAUGGCGAACGUGAACGGUCCUGGCGGGCGGGCGGGCUGCAAAAGGUGAAAAUCCAUAUAUACUCGGCCAUAAAGUGCGACAAGAGGGCGCCACGUCAGACGAACGAGACUCAAAGGCC